AUGGUGAGAGACAAUCACGGUCAUUAUACCCAUACCGCCUUAUUUGACCACAAGACCCAGUUAAACCCUGGUCUGGUAUCGUACCACCAGUUGUCGGCUCUCUGUAAAAUCCUUACGGAAAUUAAUACAUCUUCCUACCAACAAAGCCUUUGUGGCAUGCUAGCACCGAUAAUGCGCUGUGUUGAGAUUGAGGAAAGGGGAUUUUUUUAA
Messenger RNA from Vairimorpha ceranae, 210 nucleotides. RefSeq lists its product as hypothetical. The transcript has a single exon. The record is from RefSeq and is a predicted model, not a curated record. NCBI's taxonomy places the organism in Eukaryota, Fungi, Microsporidia, Nosematidae. The coding region runs from base 1 to 210 and encodes 69 amino acids.